Trichoplax adhaerens is the source of this 918-nucleotide messenger RNA. RefSeq lists its product as uncharacterized. Gene Ontology annotation, biological process: transmembrane transport. The record is from RefSeq and is a predicted model, not a curated record. The coding region runs from base 1 to 918 and encodes 305 amino acids. The transcript is spliced from 10 exons. Gene Ontology annotation, cellular component: mitochondrial inner membrane. NCBI's taxonomy places the organism in Eukaryota, Metazoa, Placozoa, Uniplacotomia, Trichoplacea, Trichoplacidae.
AUGGCAUCAUCAACUCCUGUCAGUAAGAGAGAUUACAUACUCAAAUCGUUUUUUGCUGGUGGUAUUGCUGGUUGUUGUGCGAAAACAACAACUGCACCACUCGAUCGUUUAAAAAUAUUGCUACAAGCCAGAAGUGUAACAUAUUCUCAUCUUGGUAUCGCUGGAGGAUUUAAAGCAAUCUAUCAAAACGAAGGUUGGAAAGGGUAUUACAGAGGUAAUGGCGCCAUGAUGGUUCGAGUCUUUCCAUAUGCCGCAAUCCAAUUUAUGUCUUACGAGCAAUAUAAAAAGGUAUUAUUGUCCAUCCAUGAUGGUCAAGCAAUGAAGUUACUUUCUGGUUCCUUAGCUGGGAUCACUGCUGUUGCAUUUACUUAUCCACUUGAUGUGAUAAGAGCUAGAUUGGCUUAUCAGGUAACUGGUAAAUUGCAGCUAUAUGAUGGUAUACUACACGCUUUUAAGAAAAUAUAUCAGACAGAGGGCGGAAUUAGGGCAUUUUAUAGGGGAUACUUUCCAACAGUACUCGGAAUGAUUCCUUAUGCUGGGUUAUCUUUCUACACUUUUGAAACCCUAAAAUCGCUAUGUUUACAGUAUUUUAUCAACAUCACAACAGUCGUCGAUCAUAAUGGCGAAAAGAGGUUACGAAUACCAGCUAGUCUACUGUGUGGCGGAGUAGCUGGAGCUGUUGCUCAAACUAUAUCUUACCCAUUAGAUGUAGUUAGAAGGCAAAUGCAGCUAGCAGCAAUUAUUCCUGACGGCAAUAACGAAAGGCAAUGGAGAGCGGUGUUAUCUCAUGUAGUUCAAAAGUACGGAAUUGUAGGAGGUUUAUAUCGUGGUAUGAGCAUCAAUUACUACCGUGCAAUACCUCAAGUAGCUGUUUCCUUUGCUACUUACGAAUUAAUGAAGAGGGUUUUAAAAAUUUAG